UAUCAAUUUUCUGUUCUAUCUCUAGCUAAGACUGCCACUUUAAGUAAAAUAUAAUGUUGUGUGCAAUGAAAGGAAAGCACUAAUGUUCUAUUAUUCCUCUGAAUGAGAGCAAAACCAGCUUAAUUAGGAAGACCAAAGUUGCUGAACAUUAUGGGUCUCUUGCUUCUGAAGAAGAUUGGUCUCCUCUUCCUCCUCAUUUCAGCAUCACUUCUCUCAACUUCACUUGCAGGCAGACAAUCCAAGUUUGUGAGCAAGUUGGCCAAUGAAAUGGGUGAAGCUCAUGAGGAAAAAGCAUCAGAGGAGCAAUUAAACCAUGAGGAAAUGAUCACUACCAUACAUGAAAGGCUUCUCAGGGUUAACACCAAAGACUACGGAAAGUACGAUCCAGCUCCAGCACUUGUCAAGCCUCCUUUUAAACUCAUACCCAACUGAUCAUGAUGUUGCUCAAGUCGUCAAAUGUUGGAAGUCUAUAUAUAUAUAUAUAUGAAUAAAUAAUCAAAACAAUCUAGAGUAUGGUAUGCCUUUAAUAUAUAUUAUAUAUAUCUUCAAUCGGCAUACCAAGUUUCAGAGAUGUUAUUAGGAUCAGCACAUCCCUAGUGAUGUGUUAUAUGGUUUCUUUUGAAGAUGGUAUGUGUGUAUAUGUCAUAUGAUAUAUGUUUAUACGUUAUGUGGUAUGUUUACAGUAGUCCUCGGCUAUAUCAUGAACUGGAUCGUAUCCAAAAUUUUAAUAUCUAUGUAAUUACGUAUGGGGAUGUUAAAUUUUUGUAUUAUGUAUCUCUGCUUGCUC
Messenger RNA from Cornus florida, 787 nucleotides. RefSeq names its product protein CASPARIAN STRIP INTEGRITY FACTOR 1-like. The record is from RefSeq and is a predicted model, not a curated record. Bases 151 to 432 code for a protein of 93 amino acids. NCBI's taxonomy places the organism in Eukaryota, Viridiplantae, Streptophyta, Magnoliopsida, Cornales, Cornaceae. The transcript has 3 exons.